Messenger RNA from Humulus lupulus (European hop), 1533 nucleotides. RefSeq names its product E3 ubiquitin-protein ligase At4g11680-like. NCBI's taxonomy places the organism in Eukaryota, Viridiplantae, Streptophyta, Magnoliopsida, Rosales, Cannabaceae. The transcript is spliced from 4 exons. The record is from RefSeq and is a predicted model, not a curated record. Bases 157 to 1197 code for a protein of 346 amino acids.
CUCUGAAAUCAAUUGAAAAGAGCAUGUUCAUUUUAGUUUUAGUACUCAGUGAAAGCGCCACUUCACUUUUUCUUAUCAGUGGACCUCUCUCUUUCUUCUAUUCUACCUUCCCAAAACAUCUCCUGCUAUCUAACUCUCUCUCUCUAGAUACUAACCAUGGAGGAAGACCAGCCACUAAACGGCAGUGGUGGAAGAACUGAUUCGCUGCUUCAGGGACCCAUAAGCGCCACGUUCCAUCUCCCUCUGACCCGCUACCCUAGCCAUCUUUUCUCUGGCGAGCACCGCCGGAUUCUUUUCGGCGAUUGCGGUGGCCGGAGAUCGAACCUUGAUGACGAAGAUGACGACGGAGAACGACCCUUUUCCGGCGAGAGCUGUUCCUAUUCGAAGCCAAUUUUAGUCCUUGACGUGAUUUGGAACUUGGCUUUCGUUCUCGUCUCGUUGGUGGUACUUUUGUCGACAUUUAAAGAGAAACCCUCGACCCCCUUGAGGGCUUGGAUUUGCGGGUAUUCUCUUCAGUGCGUUUUGCAUGUGGGUUUUGUUUACUUUGAAUAUCGGAGAAGGGGUUUUGCUGAUCUUCUCGGUUUCGGGGGUCUUUCAUUGUCUCGCAGACGCUCCUGCGUCAUGAAAAGGAUGGAGUCUUUGAAUACAAUUGUGUCAUCUAUUUGGUGGAUGUUUGGGUUCUAUUGGACUGUAGUGGGGGGCCAAACACUUUUGCAAGAUUCUCCACGCCUUUACUGGUUAACAGUGGUCUUCCUCGCCUUUGAUGUGUUCUUUAUUAUCUUUUGCAUCGGCGUGGCAUUUGUCAUUUUUUUGGCUCUCUGCUGUUGUAUUCCUGUUUUAGCAUUUGCCUAUUCUAUGGCAAUUAGAAAUGGUGCCUCAGAAGAUGAUAUUAGGAGUCUUCCGAAGUACAGGUUUUGCCAGGGAAGUCCAUUCAUGAAUGAUGACAAUGAAAAGAAGCUAGAAAUUGUUAGAGUGGAGUUAGAGUCAGGCAGCAAUAACCACAUCAAUGAGCUUGAGCUCAACCCAGAAGAUUCUGAAUGUUGCAUUUGUUUGUCUCUAUAUGUCGAAGGAGUGGAGCUGUAUACUCUUCCAUGUAGCCACCAUUUUCACUGUGGAUGCAUAAGCAAGUGGCUCCGAAUAAAUGCAACCUGUCCACUUUGCAAAUUCAAUAUUCUCAGGAAUGAUACAUUGGUUUGAUAGCAUCACGGAGAAUGAAAAUCCUUUAAGCACCAUUUUAUGGAGGAAAAUUAGAAAGAUAUAAAAGUAGACAAUGAUCAUCUGCUGAACUGAUGGUAGAGGGAGGGAAAAUAUAGGGAAAAGAAAGAAAUAUUUUCUUUCAUUCAUGGCUUCCAUUCCCUAUCAUCAUUCAUGGAAAUUAUUUUCUUUCUCUUUUUUUAAAAACCUUAUUUGUAUAUAGGAUAUUGAACUUAGUUUAGGGUGAGUGUAUAUUAUGUAGAUGUGUUGAGAGAAGAAUGGCCAUUUUUAUGUACUAGUACUAUUACAUCAAUUUAUCCCCACCCUUCAUAAUUUCAA